UCCAGGGAGCCACUUGUGUAAAACGCUCGGCCAGCUUUUCUAUCCCCGAGCUGAACGCUUGCUUCUGGAAUCUAAACACUGGAUGUGUGUUCGCGUGCAGCGCUUGGGCCCUCCUCGGGGCAGGAUGCUCCGUUGCUUAGAUUUCGCCGAAGUCUAAUACUGUGUCAUUAUGAGAUGUCGUCUCUCGGUACCUCCUUUGUGCAAAUUAAAUUUGAUGACUUGCAGUUUUUUGAAAACUGCGGCGGAGGAAGCUUUGGGAGUGUAUAUCGAGCCAGAUGGAUAUCACAGGACAAGGAGGUGGCUGUAAAGAAACUGCUCAAAAUAGAGAAAGAGGCAGAAAUACUCAGUGUCCUCAGUCACAGAAACAUCAUCCAGUUUUAUGGAGUAAUUCUUGAACCUCCCAACUAUGGUAUCGUCACAGAAUAUGCUUCUCUGGGAUCACUCUAUGACUACAUUAACAGUAACAGAAGUGAAGAGAUGGACAUGGAUCACAUUAUGACCUGGGCCACUGAUGUAGCCAAAGGAAUGCACUAUUUACAUAUGGAGGCUCCUGUCAAAGUGAUUCACAGAGAUCUCAAGUCAAGAAAUGUUGUUAUAGCUGCUGAUGGGGUAUUGAAGAUAUGCGAUUUCGGUGCCUCUCGGUUCCAUAAUCAUACAACACACAUGUCCUUGGUUGGAACUUUCCCGUGGAUGGCCCCAGAAGUGAUCCAAAGUCUCCCUGUGUCUGAAACUUGUGACACGUAUUCCUAUGGUGUGGUUCUCUGGGAGAUGCUAACAAGGGAGGUCCCCUUUAAAGGUUUGGAAGGAUUACAAGUAGCUUGGCUUGUAGUGGAAAAAAACGAGAGAUUAACCAUUCCAAGCAGCUGCCCCAGAAGUUUUGCUGAGCUGUUACGUCAGUGUUGGGAAGCUGAUGCCAAGAAACGGCCAUCUUUCAAGCAAAUCAUUUCAAUUCUGGAGUCCAUGUCAAACGAUACUAGCCUUCCUGACCAGUGUAACUCAUUCCUGCACAACAAGGCAGAGUGGAGGUGUGAAAUUGAGGCAACUCUUGAGAGGCUGAAGAAACUAGAACGGGACCUCAGCUGUAAAGAGCAAGAGCUCAAAGAACGGGAAAGACGUCUGAGGAUGUGGGAGCAAAAGCUGACGGAACAGUCCAACACCCCGCUUCUCUUGCCUCUUGCUGCAAGAAUGUCUGAGGAGUCUUACUUUGAAUCUAAGACAGAGGAGUCAAACAGUGCAGAGAUGUCAUGUCAGAUCACAGCAACCAGUAACGGGGAGGGCCAUGGCAUGAACCCGAGUCUGCAGGCCAUGAUGCUGAUGGGCUUUGGGGAUAUCUUCUCAAUGAACAAAGCAGGAGCUGUGCUGCAUUCUGGGAUGCAGAUAAACAUGCAAGCCAAGCAGAAUUCUUCCAAAACCACAUCUAAGAGAAGGGGGAAGAAAGUCAACAUGGCCCUGGGGUUCAGUGAUUUUGACUUGUCAGAAGGUGACGAUGAUGAUGACGAUGAUGACGGUGAGGAGGAGGAUAAUGACAUGGAUAAUAAUAGUGAAUGAAAGCAGAAAGCAAAGUAAGAAAAUUGAAAAAUGUUCGGCAAAACAAAAGAAACUUGCUACCAGUAAGGAGGUAGAAAACUAAGCACGGAAUUUUUAGGCCAAUCACAUUUCUGUAACAGUCAUUUCUUUAAUGAUUUUACUUUCUUUUUCCUGCUUACAGAAAAAUGAGAAUGGGGGGGGGGUUAAGCCAGAAAGAUAUAUUUAAUGAGUCAGCAAAUAUGGUGCCUGAUUAUAGAAAUCUGUGACUCUUUUAUACAGUAUAGUAUUUUUCACAACUAAUUACAUUCUGGCUUUUUUUUUUUAAGCAAAUACUUCAUACUUUGACUUCAAUUGCUUAAGAAAACUUCCGUUUUGAAAAAGCACUCUUAACUCCUAAUUCUUCCUUGACACUGAUUUUCCUGUAACACUACAUUUCUCUUUCUUCUGGCAGUAUGCUGUACUGUCAGAAAUAAUUGAGAGUGACUACAAAAUCCAACAAUACAAAAAUUGAGAUGAAAGGCGGCUAUCACAAAUACUUCAAAAAUACCUAAAUGCCAAGAGUUUUCAAUACUUAAUAGCACAACUACUCACAGUAAAACCUGAGCGAUGUUCCUAACAGCAGACUGGGAGAGGAAACACUCAUUUGAAGCCAACGGCAGAUGCUGCGGGCUUCCACCCCAGGGCGAGCCCUGGACCGGCGCGGAGUCGCCCGCGGGAAGGACGCGGUCUUGGGAGGCCUGCGGGCAGGGCAGCUCCCGCGCUGUGCGGAGCCGCUCGGCGCCGCCAGGGGGCGUGUGCGCGUGCGCUUUCCGGGGGCGUGAGGGCCCUGCGUUCUAAAUACAUGUAUGGAUGUUUCAGAGAGGGAACUAUUAUAAAAGGAAGAGCAAAGAUAAAUUAUACUGAGAUAGACGUGGAGGAUGACGGGUCCUUUUUAGGUUGAAUCCGGCCUCCCAGAGUGUGUGUGUGUGUGUUUUUUUAACCUGGAUUCAACCACUGGUGAUAAAAGGAAGUGAAUGUAGGUGCUGUCUGAAAACCUAGUUGGCCAGAGGGAUUGUCUCGGAAUGUUAAUCACAUUUGUCAAAGCUGUAAAACUAGAAAACACUGUUUGAAAAAAACAAAACAAAUUACCAAGCAUUUGCAGUCCUAUAUAUACAAGAAAAGCAAAAGAACAAAAACUUUUUUCAUCCUGCUUUGGAAAGAAGGGCCAUUCAUCUGACUAUUAAACAAAAACGCUUUUGGUAGUUCUUUUUAUGGGGAACUUAAAGGAUAUCAUCAUGGAUAUCAUCUAAUACCAUUUCCAAGUAUACUCAAUCAGGAAAAGCCUCUGGAAAUUUGAGGCAUGACAGGCUUCUAAUCCCCAUUAACAGCUGGAAAAUACUACAAAAUGAGCCAUACACUGUGCCAGCUUCAUUUGGAGAAAAAUAACUAUUAAAAUGUCCUGGGUAUGAAAUGUGGAACAGUCUAGAUACCAUGGCAAUAAAGAGAAGGAUCUGUAGUCAACUUAGGAGUCAAAACUGCAGUGUAAUCUGUUAAAAAUCAUUUAACCUCUGUGUGUCUGCUCAUUUUUGCCAUGGGAAUACAACAGUAUCCACACUUCAAAGCGUUUAAGGCUUAAAUGAAAUAAUCCAGGUAAAGCACUUAACACAGAACCAGGUCCAUGGUAAGUGGUCAGUUAGCUUUAGCAACUGUUACGAAAAGUAAGUGGUUACAGUAACUUGAAAACUAGACUAUCAAUUUCAAGUAAUAUUUGUUGGGUAGUAGGAAAUGAAAGUUAAACAGCUUUCAGGAAAGAUGAAGAGAACAUUCUUAGAACAUAAACUGCAUAAACAAGUUGAACCUGGGGUUCUUUGGAGACAACAUACCUGAGGCGGUUGCAGGCCCUGCUACCACCCGUAGACUAAGGCAAAACAGGAAGAACAGGGAAGCCUUCCCCCUGGAAGACGGGUUCCCUGCACACCCACUCAGGCACCCCUUCCGUCUCUGCAAACAUUCGCAGACGCGCGUGCAGCGGCCGAAACAGGUGUCCUGCCUGUGCUCAGUGAGGAGCACUCCGCGACUCGAGCUGAGCCCCUCAAGCCGAACAUCAACUCGUGACUUCCCAGCAUGCCCUGGGGGCACUCUAGUCCAGCAACCUGAAGGAGAGAGCCAAGGAGGAAGUAGGUUACAAGCCUCUUGCACAUCUUUCUAGGGCAAGAUAAAGUCAUUCAUUCCACUGAUACUCACUGAGCCCCUCCUCUGUGCCAGGGACUGUUCUGGGGCCCAGCUAGAGGGAGACCCUCGUGCUCACGGAGCACACCUGCUAGCGAGCAGAGAUCCUGACAGUAAACAAAACAAACGGGUUCCAGAGUAGGUAAAUGCUUGAGAAGUGCAUGCUGAGAAACGGAGCAGGGAAAGAGGAUGCCGCACAUAGAGGAAAGUUGCGGAUUUCCAAGUGUAGUUGGACAAGGCCUCGCUGGCCAGGGAGUCUCUGCGGGGUAAUUUUGGGAUCUGUGCACUUUAUGUAAGAAUGUAAACCCUGCCUCUCAUUCAAGAAUCCUCAUCAACAAAUUGAGAACAGAUAAAUGGAAUGAAACUGACAUUUUCCCUAAUUUACAUUUAAAUGUAUUAUACUUACACAUAAAGUUUUGGUGCAUUAAUAGAAGUAGCCAAAUAGGGCCGAAAGAGAAAGGUAAUAGGACUCUACUCAGACCUGGGUUUACUGUUACUUACGGAUCCUGUCCCCGAUUCUCCGCUCCUGCCCUCUUCCUCACCAGCGUGCAGGGACUGAGGGACCAGCAGAACUAAGGAAAGCCGCAGUGAUGAGCAUGAACUUGGUCUCCACCUGUAAUCGUAUUUUAUUGUAGGUAAUUCUCAUACAGCGUUGCUUUACUUUCUGUUCCAAAUAAGUGCCUUUCUAGGGUUUUGAACAUCCCUAAAAUCCAAAUCAUAUAAAGAAAAUUUUAAAGUGGUCUCACUCUGUGAAGAUUAUUUAGAAGACUUUAGACUAUUGUUUUAUUACUUUUAAAAGGAACUCUCUUACAUAGAACUUCUAAUGAUGUUAAUUGUGCGGCUUCUAAUUCACUUUUCAGAUCAGUUUUUCAAAUGGCAAAUUACUGAUGUUGGACUUAUUCCAAUGACUUGACCUACAAAAGCAUACACUUAGAAUUAAAGAAACACUAAGAAAUUUAAAGAUUCACAAUGAUAAUUAAAACUAAAUCAUAAUUUUUAGAGUCAUACAACUGAAAACAUAAUUACUCUUUUUCGUCUCUUUUUUGGUAUUCAUAAAGUUGAUCAUCUAGAAUUGGAUGACUCUCUACCAGCCAUUCUCAUCUGGGGCACCUAAUGGUGUGGGGGGGGGGGCGGGCUGGAGCAUAUUUUGGGUUGUCAUAGUGACUGGGGCAUAUUUAAUGCCCCGUUCCAAAAAUGGUUAACAUCAUGCAUGCCAGGGACAGCCCUCCCCCGUAAUAAAGAAUUCCACACACCAAUACCAUUGUCCUUCCCCACUUUGAGAAACUUGCUAAACCUGGCAGUUUUUAGAGUUCUGUGUGAAAAAUUUCCCCCCAAACAAAAUUGCUCAAGUCAAAAGAUGCAUUUUCAAAAUUACAACUACUAUACAAUCUGCAUUUUAUAGGUUUGUAGCAUUUAUCUUAAAUCUCUGCUUGUGGAAAUGGUUUCUUUCCCCUUAAGAAUGCUGGUGGAAACUUUAUAAAACAGCAAAAUUUACCUGGGUGGGGGGUGGGGGUCACUCUCCUAUUACACUAAUUCCAAAAUCAAUAAAAAAGGAAACCCCACUGAGGAGGCUACAGUUCUGCAAAGCAGCCAGGUCAGUUUAGAGGGGCUGCAUGUGUGGGGGGGGGGGGGGGCAAAGUAAAAUCACAUCUUAAUAUUUUACAUUAAUAACCAGUGGGAGGAGUUGAAGGCACAUAGGACACUCGUUUUGGCUGCUCUGGAAAUGUUGAGGGCCAGUUCUUAGCCAGUGAUUUUUAACAUGCAGCAAAUCUGUGAGAUAUUAACACCAGCUGAAGUAUUCAAAAUUGAUUCCCAGUAAACUCCUGGAAUCAGAGGGAAGAUUUGGGAGAGCUCCAGAAUGACUUCUCCUAGCACUAGGAUAACUUGAUUUUCCAGAGUUUUCAUUGGAGUAGUAAGAAUUUCAUGAAAGACCAUUGUAAAAGCUAUUCUGAGUUAAAUACUGAGACUUUUUUGGGUUUUGAUACACUAGCCUGGUUGUAGCCUUUCAAAACUAGCACAUCCUCAUUACACCGCAUGUAUGAGAGAGCAGAAUUUUUCUAUAAUCAGGCACCUUUUGCAGCUUUUGAGUAAGACUGUCUUCCUGUUUAGACUUUAAGCGUUGCCAGAAAGAACAAUCUGUUCUAUUCUUUUGAUCGUGGCCCAGCCUGAUAGCUGUAGCACUUCUGGGAUGAAAAAGGAGUGUGUACCAGGAAGUCUGAAGGGUGAGCCGUGUUCCCUUAGGCUUCAACUUAGCUGCAAGCUAUUGCCUACGAGGAGCUUUCUGGCAUGUGAUGACUGACUUUAAAGCUAGCGUUUCAAGCACCUACGUUCAUUAUUUUACAUUGUGUGCAGAACGGUUUAUCUUUUAACGUCAGAUACAAUACACUGCACAUACUGCUUUUGCACUCUUUAAAAAAUUUUGUACUAAAUAAUAGGAAAUAUUUAUAUUCUUUGAGUGUGAGCUUUGAAUAGAUGGCAUUAUCACUUUUUUAACCUUUUUCUCAAUUCUGUUGCAAUGUUAUUCUGAGCAAACCCUCUGCCAAAUAUCUUGUAUAAUGUUUGUAUGGAAGAUUACAUUUCACUCGUGUGUGGUAAGACUACUCAGUUAUUGAUUUCGUAGUUGGAAUUUGAUAUUCCAGCGCAAGUCCACAAUGUAUUCAGAAAUCCAAGUUGGUGUCAUACAUUUCAUUUUGAUGUGAACUUUUCUUUGCUUUUUUGUUUUAAGACUCCAUUUUGCAAUAAACGUUUUGACAGUAAA
Molecule: messenger RNA, 6493 nt
Organism: Suricata suricatta (meerkat)
Lineage: Eukaryota; Metazoa; Chordata; Mammalia; Carnivora; Herpestidae
Gene: MAP3K20
Product: mitogen-activated protein kinase kinase kinase 20
Exons: 12
Coding region: 175-1548 (457 amino acids)
Biological process (GO): protein phosphorylation
Cellular component (GO): cytoplasm
Molecular function (GO): protein binding; ATP binding; protein kinase activity
Source: RefSeq, a predicted model, not a curated record